This is a messenger RNA of Gekko japonicus, 1803 nucleotides long. Its product is annotated as TNF receptor-associated factor 1-like. The record is from RefSeq and is a predicted model, not a curated record. Gene Ontology annotation, biological process: regulation of apoptotic process; positive regulation of JNK cascade; tumor necrosis factor-mediated signaling pathway. The transcript is spliced from 10 exons. Gene Ontology annotation, cellular component: plasma membrane signaling receptor complex; cytoplasmic side of plasma membrane. The annotation marks the transcript as partial. NCBI's taxonomy places the organism in Eukaryota, Metazoa, Chordata, Lepidosauria, Squamata, Gekkonidae. Gene Ontology annotation, molecular function: tumor necrosis factor receptor binding; zinc ion binding; ubiquitin protein ligase binding.
GGGGCUCCUCUGCCGCACUUCGCUGCAGAUGGCCGAGGGAAGGAGCAGGAGCAGCAGCCGCCGCCGCCGCCUCCCGACCAGCGCCAACGUGAGCUCAUUUCCUGACGACAACGAGGUGCCCUCGGGGUACCCGCUGAGCCUCUGCGAGGACGGCCCGGAACCAAAAUAUCUCUGCAGCCACUGCAAGAGCGUGCUGAGGAGAGCCCUGCAAACCGUCUGCGGCCAUCGCUACUGCAAAGCGUGUCUGGCCUGGAUCGUGCGAAACCAUAAAAACCCAGUUUGUCAGAGUUGUAAGGAGGAAGAGCCUGACAAUGUGGAUGAAGAAACGUUAUUAUCAAUAGAAAAGGCUUUUAGCGAUGCUGCCAUCAACAAGGAGAUUUCAGAGCUAAGUGUACAUUGUGUGGUCGCUGGAUGUACGUGGACUGGCGUCAUGAAGGCUGUGGAAGGCCAUCAGAGCACAUGUGAGUACGCCCGGAUUCCAUGUCACACUGGGUGCGGACAGGAAGUGAUGCGAAAGGAGCUUGCAGAACACCUGCAGCAUGAAUGUGUGAGUGCCACCUUGCAUUCCAGUUGUCACCAGAAGGUCUCUGAUCCCAAGCACCAAACUCUUUCAGCGGCUUCCACUGAUGAGGAUGACUGUCGGUUUUCCAGGAUCGGCUGCCCGUUCAGGGGAAACCGGAAAGAGAGACAGGAGCACGAGAAGAGCGCCGCGGGGAUGCACUUGGCUCUGCUGCUCCAGCAUGCAAAGCAACUGAAGGGGAAUCUGCACCCUGCGGGCGGCGGGGCUGACUCCUGCCUACAGGCAGCGAAGGCCCUGAAUGGGAUCUUCCGGAGCUUGCAGCUCACAGCAGCCUUGGACACGGACUCUUCCCCUGGGCUGCCUCUGUACGAGGGCGAAUCGAGCUGGCAGGCGCUGCUGAGGGGAAGGGUGGUUCCUUUGUUGGACAGCAAGCUGCGCGUGUUUGAAAACAUUGUUUCUGUGCUCAGCAAAGAGAUGGACGCCUCGCGCCAGAAGAUAGCGGCCUUCCGGGGUCAAAGAGGCCUUGACCAGGAUACCAUCCGUGGCUUGGAACUGAAGCUUGCCGACCUCCAGCGAUGCCUGGCACAGAAGGAGGUGACUCUAGGCAGGCUCCAGCAGAAACUCCUGCUGUCCACGGAAGCAACAUACAACGGCAUUUUUCUGUGGAAGAUCAAAGAUGUUCACCAGAAGUGCUAUGAAGCAGUGAGCGGGAAAGUGUGCAGUUUACAGUCUCCUGCCUUCUACACGUCGCGAUACGGUUACAAACUCUGCAUGAGGCUGUAUCUGAAUGGCGAGGGAAGGGGCAAAGGGACUCACGUGUCCGUCUUCCUGGUGCUCCUUAAAGGGGAAUACGACACGCUCCUCCAGUGGCCUUUCGUGCACAAGAUCACCUUCAUGUUGCUCGACCAGAACAACGGAGACCAUCUGAUGAACACUUUUUACACAGAUCCAACCGCUGCAUCGUCCCAGAGGCCUGUGACCGAUAUGAACGAGGCCAGCGGCUGUCCCCGAUUCCUCUCAUUGGCCAAACUGCAGUCGAUGAAAUAUACUUACUUAAAAGACGGUACCCUUUUCCUCAAGUGCAUUGCAGAACCCUCAUUUUCACAAGUCAUUCUCAUAUUUGAAUUAAAUGAGGGGAUCAAAAUCUUUAUGGGCAUCAACUCAACAAGAUGGCUCAACAAAUGCUGCCACUUUAAAGCUCAUCUUUGGAGGCAGGAUUCUCUGGGCUUGUGCUGGGAGUGCAUUUGCUCAACCAACGGUUGUGUACUGUCGGACUUCUCAGA